Molecule: messenger RNA, 1167 nt
Organism: Baudoinia panamericana UAMH 10762
Lineage: Eukaryota; Fungi; Ascomycota; Dothideomycetes; Mycosphaerellales; Teratosphaeriaceae
Exons: 1
Coding region: 1-1167 (388 amino acids)
Molecular function (GO): acyl-CoA dehydrogenase activity; flavin adenine dinucleotide binding
Source: RefSeq, a predicted model, not a curated record
AUGUAUGCAGACUACAACGAGUCACAGGCCACUGUCCGGGAGUCGAUCGCGAAGAUCUGCUCUCACUUCCCGGAGUCGUACUGGUUAGGUAUCGAUAACGCAGCACGAUGGCCCGACGAGUUCCAGCAGGCAAUCGCCAAAGCCGGCUGGCUGGGUAUUAUGAUGCCGACAGAGUAUGGCGGAAGUGAGCUGGGGUUGUCGGAGGCCACCAUCAUGAUGCAGACUAUUGCCGAAAGUGGUGGCGGCUAUACCGCCAGCAGUAGUGUGCACAUGAACAUCUUCGGAUUGAGUCCGGUUGUCAAGUACGGCAACGAAGAGCAGAAGAAGCGCUUCCUCGUUCCGCUCAUUGACGGCAAGGAGCGAGCGUGUUUUGCCGUGACCGAGCCUAACACCGGGCUUGACACGCUGAAAUUGCAGUCACUGGCAAGGAGAGACGGUGACGACUAUGUACUGAAAGGCAGCAAGAUCUGGACUUCCACAGCACAGGUAGCAGAGAAGAUCCUGAUCCUUGUCCGCACGACACCGCUCGAAGAGGUUAAGAAACCGUCGGAAGGGCUUACGCUGUUCUAUACAGACCUGGAUCGGUCCGCGGUCGCUGUCACUGAGAUCAAGAAGAUGGGCCGCGCGGCCGUCGAUACGAACCAGCUGUACUUCGACAACUGGCGUGUACCUGCAGCGGAUCGUAUUGGCGAUGAGGGCCAAGGGUUCAAGCUGAUCAUGCAUGGCAUGAACGCCGAGCGGGUUCUGAUUGCUGGUGAGGCUGUGGGGAUCGGUCUCGCCGCCCUGAGACACGCAAGCCGCUAUGCUCGCGAACGAGUCGUCUUCGGCAGGCCGAUCGGCAAGAACCAGGGCAUCGCUCACCCACUCGCGAAAGCGUGGUGUCAGCUAGAGAGCACGCGCUUGAUGAUCAUGCAAGCUGCGAAGAUGUGGGACGAUGGAUUUAGUUCGGGAGAGUAUGCAAACGCCGCGAAGUACCUUGCCGGCGAGCAUGCUUUCACGGCCUGCGAAACGGCUGUCUGCACGCUAGGUGGGUUUGGUUAUGCGAAAGAGUACCAUGUCGAGCGUUUCCUGCGGGAGGUAGUGAUCCCGCGGCUUGCGCCAGUGAGCAGAGAGAUGUGCUUAAAUUACAUUGCGGAGAAGGUCCUGGAGCAGCCGAGAUCAUACUGA